Messenger RNA from Raphanus sativus (radish), 720 nucleotides. RefSeq lists its product as uncharacterized. The transcript has a single exon. Lineage: Eukaryota; Viridiplantae; Streptophyta; Magnoliopsida; Brassicales; Brassicaceae. The coding region runs from base 1 to 720 and encodes 239 amino acids. The record is from RefSeq and is a predicted model, not a curated record.
AUGGUCUUCGAAGGAAGUUCCCAACAUGGAUGGAUUCUGCCUUCAGCUAGAUGUAGGACUGCUUCUCUUGCUACUCUGCGUACUACGCUCCUGGACAUUCAUCCACCGGAAGAACAAGACCCCCCUGAUCAAUUUACUUGGGGAACACGGGGUAACAGAUCCCCUCUCUUCUCCAUCAAGGCGACAUGGGAGUUUGUGCGCGACUCUGCUCCUUUGGUUUCUUGGGAAAAAGCGGUGUGGUUUAAGUAUGCUGUGCCUAAACACGCUUUUCAUUUCUGGGUCACUAAUCUUGACCGGCUACCGCUCAGAGAAAGGUUGGAAAAAUGGGGUAUAUGUGUUCAAGAUACUUGUUGUCUCUGCGGGCUAGCGCAAGAAACAAGAGAUCAUGUGUUUCUUCACUGUGGAGUAGCAUCUCAGCUAUGGGACAUGAUCAUGCUGCGGCUCGGACAGAGAGGUCUAACCUUCGUGGACUGGUCCUCUCUAAUUGAUUGGAUGAUAUCUGAUACUGCAGGUUUAUCACCAGUCCUCAAGAAGCUCACUGUACAGAAUGUCAUUUAUUCCCUCUGGAAGGAAAGGAAUUGCAGACUACACAACGCUGGAUCAGACACUACGAUAGGGCUAUUUCGGAAGAUCGACCGGUCUCUUCGGGAUGUCUUACUGGCUUGCUUACCCCAUAAGCGAUGUCAGGACCUUAUUGCUCAAUGGUUUGAGUUCGGGUAG